UUGUUAAGUUGGUGCUCUUCUUCUUCCAUCUGUCUUUCAAACUUUCUCUGGCGCAAAUUACUCUAAACAACACUUCCAAACACAAUUUUUCUUUCCCAAUUUUUCCCCCCAAAAAAAAAAAAAUCAUUUUCGAGUAAACACACUCUUCCUCAUCCAUGGCAUCUCGCCGCCGCAUGUUAUUGAAGGUCAUAAUCCUUGGAGAUAGCGGGGUCGGUAAAACAUCACUGAUGAAUCAGUAUGUGAAUCGUAAAUUUAGUAAUCAGUAUAAGGCAACCAUUGGUGCAGAUUUUCUCACCAAGGAGGUUCAGUUUGAAGAUAGGUUGUUCACAUUGCAGAUUUGGGAUACUGCUGGUCAAGAGAGGUUUCAAAGUCUUGGUGUGGCUUUCUACCGUGGUGCAGACUGCUGUGUCCUUGUUUAUGAUGUAAAUGUAAUGAAAUCCUUUGACAAUCUCAACCACUGGCGAGAAGAAUUUCUUAUUCAGGCUAGUCCAUCGGAUCCUGAAAACUUCCCAUUUGUUGUAUUGGGAAACAAAAUAGACGUUGAUGGUGGAAACAGCAGAGUUGUUUCUGAGAAGAAAGCAAAGGCAUGGUGUGCUUCAAAGGGAAACAUACCAUACUUCGAGACCUCUGCAAAAGAAGGAUUUAAUGUUGAAGAUGCUUUCCAGUGCAUAGCAAAAAAUGCACUGAAGAAUGAACCUGAAGAAGAAAUGUACCUUCCUGAUACAAUCGAAGUUGGUGGUGGUGGAAGGCAACAGAGAUCUACUGGUUGUGAAUGUUAAGUGCACCAACUACUUUAUCGACUUUGUAAAACCAAGGACAACUUUGAAAUUUUGUUUUGUAUCUAUCUAGUGGAUUUAGCUGCCAUCGUGUUUAUUUUUCUAUCUCUAUCUUUUCUGUUUGUGACCAAUGAUCCCCCAAAUCAGGAGAUGUAUGUUGAAAGUUGUUUUGUUCAAUUGAGUUAUGACAUUGAUUUGUGUUAUCAGUA
This is a messenger RNA of Vigna radiata var. radiata (mung bean), 985 nucleotides long. Its product is annotated as ras-related protein Rab7. Bases 156 to 779 code for a protein of 207 amino acids. Lineage: Eukaryota; Viridiplantae; Streptophyta; Magnoliopsida; Fabales; Fabaceae. The record is from RefSeq and is a predicted model, not a curated record. Gene Ontology annotation, cellular component: vacuolar membrane. The transcript is spliced from 7 exons. Gene Ontology annotation, molecular function: GTP binding; GTPase activity.